Cloeon dipterum is the source of this 2890-nucleotide messenger RNA. It is a transcript of the gene Mgat2, whose product is annotated as alpha-1,6-mannosyl-glycoprotein 2-beta-N-acetylglucosaminyltransferase. Gene Ontology annotation, cellular component: Golgi membrane; Golgi stack. The transcript has 9 exons. Gene Ontology annotation, molecular function: alpha-1,6-mannosylglycoprotein 2-beta-N-acetylglucosaminyltransferase activity. The coding region runs from base 358 to 1920 and encodes 520 amino acids. NCBI's taxonomy places the organism in Eukaryota, Metazoa, Arthropoda, Insecta, Ephemeroptera, Baetidae. Gene Ontology annotation, biological process: oligosaccharide biosynthetic process; protein N-linked glycosylation. The record is from RefSeq and is a predicted model, not a curated record.
UGAGUGUGUAAAUUAUUUCCGACCUUUCUUACGAUAAAGACAUGCUGAAUGUUGUUUCGGCGUGGCGGCGGAGAAAAGACACUGCUUUCACCGUUUGUGUGUCUGUGUUUUUUCACUUCCCAUUCAUUGCGUGUCACUUGCUCUGCGCUUUGUUAUAUCACAGCAAUUACAGCUGAUGCGGUAAUUAAAGCAUUGUCAGUCGCAGUUUUAAGCACUGGUGGUGGCAAACACACUCGCGCAGCUGCGAUUCAAAAAGCUGUGGAAAUGUGCGUUAAAUACACUUCAGCUCUCGUGACGACUGUCUCACUUCUCUCUUGAUGACCUCGUAUCAAGUGAUUUUAACCUAGAGGAACAAGCAUGAGAGGGCCACGAGGGCCGCGGUUGGUGGAGGAGGGCCUGGCGGGCCAGUUGCACCAGAUGCUGCCACCGGCUCGGGGGCCGCGCGGACGGCGCAGCGCGUCUUGCGUGCGCACGGCCGUCUUCAUCUUCAUCGUCACCUUCCUGUGGCUGCAGCUGCACAUGGCUAGCAUGAGCGGCAGCGGAUCCUCCUCCGGCGCCAACGGAGCCGGAAGGCAUGGCGGAGCUGGUGGCGCCGACGCCGACAACUCGCUGCACGAGUUCCUCAACGUCGUGCCGCCACACCUGCACAAGUUCCUGCUGGGCAGGAACAGCUCACUGGCCAACAGCACUGAGCCGCCGCCGCAGCCCAGCCUCAACCUGACCAUGGUGCGCCAGGCCAUCGAGCAGUACAACGCCUACCAGGUGGUGCUCAACGAGGGAAGGCUCGGACCGCUUCACAACGAUUCUCUAGUCAUCGUCAUCCAGGUGCACGCGCGAAUCACGUACUUGCGGCAUUUGCUCGUCAGCCUGGCGCAGGCCAGGGGCAUCGAAAAUGUGCUGCUGAUCAUCAGCCACGACUUUUUCGACCCGGAGAUCAACGAGCUAGUCCACUCAAUCGACUUCUGCAAGGUGAUGCAGAUCUUCUACCCCUACUCCAUCCAAACCCACCCCAACGAGUUUCCCGGCGAGAGCCUUGGCGACUGUCCAAGAAACAUCAAAAAGGAGCAGGCUUUGAAGAUCAAGUGCUUGAACGCAGAGCACCCUGAUCUGUACGGACACUACAGAGAGGCCAAGUUCACGCAGACGAAGCACCACUGGUGGUGGAAGGCGAACCGCGUGUUCGACCAUCUUGAAGUAACUAGAAAUCACACAGGACUGGUGUUGUUCCUCGAGGAGGACCACUACGUAGCCGAAGACUUUAUAGAAGCGCUAAGACUUAUGCAAAAGGCGACAGCCGUUCACUGCGAUAAAUGCAACAUUCUCUCCUUGGGGACGUACCUUAAGACUUACAAUUACUACGGCGAUUCCAAAAACAAAGAAGCUGCCAAAGCCAAGCGUUUGGGACACUCCACCUCUAACAUUCCUCCAUCCUGGAACUUUGAAAUCUUGCCUACUCUUUAUCAGCAAUACCAGAAGGCGGAAGUGACUCAGUGGAUGAGUAACAGUCACAACAUGGGCAUGGCCUUCAACCGUACCACAUGGCGCGAGAUCAGGCAGUGCGUCAAGUACUUCUGCAACUACGACGACUACAACUGGGACUGGAGCCUGCAGCAGGUGUCGCAGAACUGCAUGCCGCACAAGCUGCACGCGCUCGUCAUGAGAGGACCAAGGGUGUUCCACAUUGGAGAAUGUGGGGUGCACCACAAGAAGGCCAACUGCAAUUCGACAGCGGCAAUAAGUAAAGUGAUGAAAGUGCUGCACAACGCAAAGAAGCACCUUUUCCCCUCUCACCUGACCAUCACGAUGCCGGCCAAGCUGAAAAAGACGAAGCCCCUGCGCAAGGGCAAUGGCGGCUGGGGCGACCUAAGAGACCACCAGUUGUGUUACAACAUGACCGUCAAAGACUUUGUCCUGGGCUGAAGUGAAAUCAAAAAUUUAAAUAAAUAAUAAUAAACAAAUUCCUCAGUCAGUCCAGAAGGCACGCGCGCAUACAUGCCAAAUCCUUAGGGUUUAAAAUAAGUAUGGAAAUAAACAUUUUUGUAUGAACGUAUUGCGACGAUCAGUGCAGAGCUUUCGCUGCUCUGCUGGAUUUCCUUGUAUAUCAAAAGUGUGCACCAAAGUGCGCUGCGAUGCAAAUUUUAUGUGAUUGAUUUGUUUGCUAUUGUUUUUUGCAUGUCAAGGACCCGCUCUAUGAUCAAUGAACAUUUUUUAAUUUUAAAAUUAGGCAAAGGUAAUAUAUUUAAAAAGUGCAUGAAGUUAAGCAUUUUUUAAAUAUAUUGUGAAUAACAAAAUGUCCAAUUGAAUUAAAAAAAUUAUCUUUUGUUCCUAGGGCGUUUCUGUUGUUUCCGGACGGGGGUUUGGAUUUUCUGUGAUUUUAUCUCAAUUAAAUCCAAUGUUCCUUCCUGCACCGUCCUGUUUUCUGUUUUCAAUUUCUAUAAGUGGCCUCGAUCUCAACUCGAAACUGAAUAAGCUCAAAUUUUGUCCCGAGUUGGAUUGAUCGCACAAAACAUUGUUGUUCGCUGAAUGCACAAAAACGCUGUUUCAAUUAGAUUCGAGCAUCAUUUCCUGUCGAGACUCUAGUCAUCCUCACUUAUCCUGUUUAACACGAUACAACAACGCGCGCGCAGAGCUUCGUUGAAGAAGCCAUAAAAAUUGUGAUUCUUUAUGAUCUGGAAAAUGUGGGUGAAUGAGUAACUAUAACCGUACAUAAAUAGCUAGCCAAUAUUUUUAGAGACCCGAAACAAUGUUGAAAUAUUUUCAAAUUUGAAGACAUUUAAACAAUAAAAUGGAUACAUUCUCAUGUCAGUGUUGUUCUAAGAUGUACUUUUGGCCAUGUAUUUGCUCCAUUUCGAGAAAUCUGGUUAACAAUAAAUAAAUGGUGUGCCACGUA